AUGGGUCUCUUAUUCAAUGUCGUGCUGGCAGUGUUCGCUGCCACGGGCAGUUUUCUCUUUGGAUAUGACUCCGGUGUCAUGACCAUUGUCAUUCAAUCACCGCACUUUCUUUAUUUCUUCAAUACGACGCAGACGUCAGCGACUAUAGGCGCCAUCAAUGCGACGUUUUCAGGAGGAGCGGUGUUUGGAUCAUUGAUGGGAGGGUUCACGAUGGAUCGUCUGGGGAGGCGAAAGACCAUUAUGAUCGGUGCGACCAUCAAUCUGAUAGGUGCAGUCCUACAAGCCGCUGCUCAGGCCCUUUCCAUGGUGCUUGUCGGACGUAUCCUCGCUGGCUGGGCUGUGGGUUUGAUGUCCAUGUCCGUCCCUAUCUAUCAAGCAGAAUGCGCACAUCCAAAGACUAGAGGACUGAUUGUCGGUCUCGCCCAGCAAAUGAUCGGUGUGGGAUUCAUCGUUUCCACUUGGGUCGGAUAUGGAUCUUCAAAAGUUCCUGAAACAAGCUCAUUCUCAUGGCGUUUCCCGCUCGCAUUCCAGUGCGUGCCAUGCCUCAUCAUCCUUUGCGGAAUGAUGUUCUUCCCGGAGUCGCCGCGUUAUCUUGUAGAAACCGAUCGGUCAGACCAAGCGAUGAAGGUGCUGAGAAAGUUGCACUACGAUGGAUCAAACGACGAGUGGCUACAGAAUGAGUUCAACGAGAUCAAGCUCACGAUCGAUGCGGAACGAGCCAUUACAGCUCCAGGGUGGAGAGUCAUGUUCACUGUGCCAGUAUGGAGGACGCGACUGAUGCAUGCGACUCUUGUCCAGGUGUUCACGCAGAUGACUGGAAUCAACGUCAUUGGAUACUAUGGCACUAUUCUCUACAAGAACCUAGGAAUUACCGGAGAUCGUAAUCUUCUCGUUACCAGCAUCUACAACGUCGUUGGACCCCUCUUCAACUUCGUAUUCAUAGUUUUUUUCCUCGACAAAGUCGGGCGCAAGAAGCCUCUCAUCUUUGGCACCAUUGGGAUUUCAAUUGCGCUCAUCUGCGAAGCAGCUAUCGGAUCGCAAAUCGAAGGUGCCACUGGGUCACGCAGAGACGGUCUAUCUGCGGCAGGUGUAUUCUUCCUGUUCGCAGUAUCUUGCAUCUUUAGCGUGUCUUUCGGUCCUAUCUCAUGGGUCUAUGCGUCCGAAAUCAUGCCUCUGAGUAUUCGUGGUCGCGGGUCUGCUUUCGCUACGGGUAUCGGUAACUGGCUCGUCGGGACAGUAUGGUCGCAGGUGUCUCCCAUCGGUCUCGGAGCUAUCACGUACCAGUUCUACUUUAUCUUCGUGGCUUUCAAUAUCUGUGAAACGAAGCAGCUCACGCUUGAGGAGAUUGACCUGUUGUUUGGAGAUAGGGCUCUUGGCACGUUACCAGAUGAUCUAGAUGAUAAGGAGAAGGAACUUGAGCUACAGAGGAUUGAUGCUGCAAGGAAGCGUCUAGCUGGCAACACCGUGACAGCGGUCCACUAA
Messenger RNA from Plenodomus lingam JN3, 1482 nucleotides. The record is from RefSeq and is a predicted model, not a curated record. Lineage: Eukaryota; Fungi; Ascomycota; Dothideomycetes; Pleosporales; Leptosphaeriaceae.